Molecule: messenger RNA, 656 nt
Organism: Tuber aestivum (summer truffle)
Lineage: Eukaryota; Fungi; Ascomycota; Pezizomycetes; Pezizales; Tuberaceae
Source: the annotation of a GenBank genome assembly
UCGCAGAGCAUUGGACUUUGUCCUGUGGGUUGGCCAAGGGAAUUAGGACAAAAGGUACUAGUGAAGUAACUUGGUGAAAGCCCGACUGACGGUCUUGAUUUUAAAAAAAAAACCCUAUUGAGACUUCGAAACAAGAUCAUUCAUCUCUUCCUCCCCUCUUCACCCUCCCCCUCAAACCUCAUCCCACCCUAAAAACUCCCCAAACCUUACCCUGCUUGCCCAUACCGUUAUAGCAUCCAUCAUCCCCGUCCGCUUAAAACGGUUCCCUCGAUCUCUACACUCCUUGCCGUGUCCCGUCAAGUCUGCUGCUUUGCUGCUACACACACGCACACACACACCAUCUUUUUUUUGUGCUCUGCUGCAGCUAUUCGCCGCCCCCGCCGUUGCUGCUUAUUCACACACCCGCUAUAUGCUUCUUUCCUUUCCCAGGCACGUUCUCUCAACGUGAACUUUGUCUUUCAUCCCACAUCCCGCUACCAUCACCCUUCUCCCUAAAGCUCCCCUUCCUACUACUUAGAACACACACCCCAGUCCAUGCCACUACUGCUGCACCCUACUUCGUACCAUUACUAGCACUUUGGUUUCUUACAAUCUACCGAGUUUACAGUUUAUUCGCCGAAGGAACCUGGCCAAUUGAGCCAACAAUCUCUGCCGCU